Molecule: messenger RNA, 1197 nt
Organism: Betta splendens (Siamese fighting fish)
Lineage: Eukaryota; Metazoa; Chordata; Actinopteri; Anabantiformes; Osphronemidae
Exons: 3
Coding region: 226-1092 (288 amino acids)
Molecular function (GO): serine hydrolase activity
Source: RefSeq, a predicted model, not a curated record
UGAGCGUUUUUUUUUAAACGCGCUAUUAAUACGCGCUAGAGUGCGUUUAGACGGGAGCGAGCAUCGCAGCGGACGCACUUGCGCCGUGCGCGCUCACGGUACAGCGAGAAAGAACGCCGCAAUGGAGGCGAGAGCGAAGCCGACGCAGACAAAGGCCGGCGUCGUUUAAUCCGCACUAUCCUCUGACCCACAUCAUCCGGCAGAGCCUGGCGCAGAGCAGCUAUAAUGGGAAACGUGCAGCCUUCCAGAACUGAUGCAAGCGCGUCUGAAGGCGUCAGUGGAGUGAAGUUCACAGUGAAUCACAUCAGCGGGAGCAUAACUUAUUAUGAGGGUGCGCUCCCCGCAGCGUCGCUCCCCAGCGACUCCCCGGCCUCUCCCCCCGCCUCCCGCCCCCUCCUCGUGUUCUUCCCCUGGCUCGGGGCCCGGCCCCGGGGCCUGGCCAGGUACCGGGACCUGUACCUGGCUCGAGGCAUGGACGUCCUCCUGGUCCAAAGCGCGGCCGCGCACUUCCUGUGGCCUCGGUGGGGGCGCGACUACGGCGCGGAGAUCUUGAAGGUUCUGGAGGGGCCCCGGUUCGCAGAGAGGCGGGUUCUGGUCCACGCCACGUCUAUCGGCGGCUUCACUUUCAGCCAGACGCUCGCCCACGUGGCCCGGGGACCGGCGAAGCACAAGGGCCUGGCUCAGAGGGUGAUAGGACACAUCUACGACAGCCUGGUGGUUGGCUCCCUGGAGCACAUGGCCAUAGGUCUUGGGAGGACUCUGAUGCCUCGUUUCCAGGGCCUGGUCAAAAACCUGGCCCUGCUUUACUUCUGGCUCUUCAAAAGCCACACGGCAGACUUGUACAACGACAGCAUCCAGGUUUUCCACAACAGCCCGGUCACGGCACCGGCCCUGUUCUUCUUCUGCGAGAACGACGCCAUGUGCGACCCGGGCGCCCUGGAGGCGCUGAUGGACGGCUGGAGGGGGAGGGGCAUCGACGUGCACAGCAGGAAGUGGAAGGAGUCGGUGCACGCGGCCCACAUGCGCUGCCACUCAGAGGAUUAUCACUCGUCACUGGAGAGGUUCUUAGAGCCACUGACCAGUUCCUUCUGAAGUCAAAAUGUAAAUUUGACUGAUUUCCCACAGGGUGCACUUUUUCUGCUGAGACACAUCACGAGGAAAGGAGGAAAUACAAAUGGCUCUGCCACAAAAAGAGAA